This is a messenger RNA of Trematosphaeria pertusa, 4705 nucleotides long. Its product is annotated as ABC-transporter. NCBI's taxonomy places the organism in Eukaryota, Fungi, Ascomycota, Dothideomycetes, Pleosporales, Trematosphaeriaceae. The record is from RefSeq and is a predicted model, not a curated record. Gene Ontology annotation, molecular function: ABC-type transporter activity; ATP binding; ATP hydrolysis activity. Gene Ontology annotation, biological process: transmembrane transport. Gene Ontology annotation, cellular component: membrane. Bases 368 to 4696 code for a protein of 1442 amino acids. The transcript is spliced from 7 exons.
GUUUGCCGGGCCGUUAUGUUUCCGAGUUGCACCUCCCACGGCCAAUCAGACACUUAGCGGUGCAGUUCGAGGUCCGACUCGCAUUUAUCGCUAGAGUCGACAGCGAUGUCACUCCACCGAGGUGGCGCGACUUGCCAUGGCCGCGAUGGAAACCAGGCACACUUUUCUAUUCCAAGGCUGUCAGGUGCUUUUGGUGGUGAGCCUCUGCGCGUCCCGUAUCCGGGAGAUGCCGCUCAGCAGAUAUAUUACUUGCUCAGAUUUUGAUGCCUAUUAACGCAAUCACUCCAGCUACCGUAGGGCUUCUUUACAGCAAGCUCCCUUUAUCACCAAUGAUACCUAUUGGUGCUAGUAUCUUUUAGUAAUUCACAUGGAACAGUCAGCGAGCAAAGAGUUGGAGGGCGAGGAGGACGCCACUGGUAACACCAAAUCACAGCACCCGAUGUUGGGCGACAUGAAUUCCUCAGCUACAGACACGCCCGAGCAGUCACAAGCAAACCCCGUCGAGCCUAGAUUUGAUAUCAAACAAUGGGCAAGCAACGGCAUCACCAAACUCACACAGGAGGGCCUGCGGAUCCAGGGCUCUGGUUUCGUGUUCAACCAUCUUACCGUCUCCGGUGCUGGAUCGAGGGUGCAGCUUCAAGAGACGGCGGCCUCGGUUGCUCUAACGCCCAUUCGGCGACUCGCUCGCGCUGGAAACCGCCCUUCGCCAGAAAGGGUCAUCCUCCGCGACUUCUCUGGCGUAGUGAAGGAGGGAGAGCUUCUUGCGGUUCUUGGAAGACCGGGAAGUGGUUGCUCAACCUUCAUGAAGUCUAUCAGUGGCCAGUUGAGCGGCCUUCGCAUUAGCAAGGAUGCCGAAGUCACUUUCAACGGCGUUCCAUUCGAUUACAUGCACAAGCACUUCAAGGGCGAGGUCACGUACAAUCCGGAGCUUGAUUUCCAUUUCCCACACCUCACGGUGGGACAGACACUGGAAUUUGCUGCCACGCUUCGGACGCCGCGUACUCGAUUCGACCACUUGACCCGUGACGAAUGGGGCAAGUGCGUAUCGAAAGCUGUCACGGAGAUGUGCGGCUUAACGGGCACCUACGACACGCGGGUAGGAAACGAGUUCAUCCGCGGCGUUUCCGGCGGCGAAAGGAAAAGAGUCAGCAUUGCCGAGAUGGCCGUCGCCGGGUCGCUGGUCGGCCUCUGGGACCAAGCAACUCGUGGCCUUGAUUCUGGAAGCGCAAUAAACUUCGUCCGGUCCCUGCGAAACAUUGCUGAAGUCCUGGGCUCCAGCCACGCCGUUUCGCUAUACCAGGCCUCCGACUCGAUCUUUGCCUCGUUCGAUAAGGUUAUCGUUCUCUACGAGGGGAGAGAAAUCUACUUAGGCCCUGUAUCCUCUGCGAAGUCAUACUUUGAGGAAAUGGGCUGGAGCUGUCCCCCUCGUCAACCGGUCGCCGAUUUCCUGACCUCUGUCACAAAUCCCGUGGCUAGAAAAGCGCGUGAUGACUGGGAGAAUCGGACACCACAGACCGCUGAGGAUUUCGAGCAGUACUGGCAUGCAUCUCGAGAGUUUGGAGUGUUGAUGAAAGAGGUAGAACAAUACGAACACUACCAUCCAGCGGACGGAGCGUACGUGAACGAUUUCAAGCACGCUAUGACCGCGAAGCAAAGCACACACGUACGGAACGAGGCACCGUAUCUGGCCAGUUUGCGCAAGCAAAUACAGUAUUGCACGAAGCGCGCCUUCUACCGAGUGUGGCAGGACAAGGUUUCCACGGUGACGGUUAUGGUUGCGCAAAUCGUCAUGUCUCUCAUUCUCGGUUCGAUGUUCUACCAAACGCCGAAUAAUACGACCGGUCUCUUCAGCAAAGGAGGCGUGCUGUUUGCAGGCAUCCUUCUGAACGCACUCAUCACCGUUACAGAGAUCUUCCAAGUCUACCACCAACGCCCUAUUGUAGAGAAACAGGCUUCGUACGCCUUCUAUCGACCAUGGACGGAGGCACUCUCAGCCCUGUGCAUCAAUGUUCCCCUCAAACUGAUUACAGCUUGCACAUUCAACAUUAUCCUCUACUUCCUUGCAGGACUGCGCACGAGGCCCGCCCAGUUCUUCAUCUUCUUUCUCUUCGUCUACGUGGCGACUAUCACUAUGUCCUGCAUCUUCCGGGCGGUUGGGGCGGCCACACGGGCUCAGCCCCAAGCAUUCGCCAUCGUCGGCGUAGUCUUGCCUCUCCUCGUUAUUUACACGGGUUUUGUCAUCCCGCAGCCGUCGCAACAUCCAUGGUUCAAGUGGAUCACGUACAUUAAUCCGGUGCAGUACACGUUCGAAUCAUUGAUCGCCAAUGAAUUCCACGACCGGAACUUUACCUGCGCAGCGAGGAAUAUUGUCCCGCCGUAUGGUCCAAUGAUGGACACGCCAUAUGCUUGUGCGGUGCGGGGUGCAGAGCCCAAUCAACCCUUUGUCUACGGAGACUCGUACAUCGCAGAAAGCUACGACUACCACCACAGCCAUCUCUGGCGGAACUUUGGGAUCCUUGUGGGCUACCUUGUCUUCUUCCUGCUACUCUAUCUGGCGUUCUCCAGCCGGAACAUGUACACCGAACCAGUGUCGGACGAUCUUAUCUUCCGUCGUGGACACGUGCCAAAAGCGAUUGAACAGGCGAAGGCGGGUGGUGUGGAUGACGAGGCUGAGAAAGGCAACAGCGCCCCUGCGAGCAGCGAUUCCGCUCUUGUACAAACCCCUUCUGUAGUCGCAGCCAACGGUAUACCUCCACAAACGGACACAUUUACCUGGGAAAGCGUGUCCUACACGAUUCCAAUCCGCCAUGGGACCCGAAAGCUUCUAGAUGACAUAUAUGGGUGGGUCAAGCCAGGAACGCUAACUGCUCUUAUGGGAGUAUCUGGCGCGGGUAAAACCACUCUCCUAGAUACACUCGCCCAGCGCAUGACGGUCGGCGUCGUCACAGGACGCAUGCUGAUCAACGGCUCACCUCUGCACAUCAGCUUCGCUCGGAGCACGGGCUACGUCCAGCAACUAGAUCUGCACGUUGAAACAAGUACCGUCCGCGAAGCCCUGCGCUUCAGCGCCCUCCUCCGCCAACCUCACACAGUCCCGAAAUACGAAAAGUUUGCCUAUGUCGAGAACGUUAUCAGCAUGCUCCACAUGUCCGACUUCGCCGAAGCCAUCGUCGGUGUCCCAGGCCACGGCCUCAACGUCGAGCAGAGGAAACUACUCACCAUCGGCGUCGAGCUCGCCGCUAAGCCGUCCGUGCUCUUAUUUCUCGACGAGCCGACAAGUGGCUUGGAUAGCCAGAGUGCAUGGGGCGUGGUGCGAUUACUCAGACAGCUUGCGAAUCAGGGCCAGACGAUUCUGUGUACGAUCCAUCAGCCAAGCUCUGUGCUCUUCCAGCAGUUCGACCGUCUGCUGCUGCUCACAAAUGGUGGGAAGAUGGUAUAUUUCGGCGACAUCGGCAACAACUCAAGAACUGUCAUCGAUUACUUCGAACGCAAUGGCGGGAGGACGUGCGGUGGUGCCGAGAAUCCGGCAGAGUACAUGCUCGAAGUGAUUGGUCCGGGCUCAAAGGAAGACUGGCCUGCGCUUUGGAAGGCGAGCCCUGAGCGCCAGGAAGUCUUGGACGAGUUGGCGCGACUACGCGAGGUCAACUCCAAUGGCACGGAAUACAAGGCCAUUGGUGCCGGAUGGGGAACCGGAGAGUUUGCUAUGCCCUUCUACGCGCAAGUACACUAUGUCACCCAACGCGCCUUCCAGCAGUACUGGCGCACACCCCUCUACAUCUGGGCCAAGAUCCGGCUCUGUGUAGCCUCCUCACUCUUCAUCGGCUUCACGUUCUACCAGGCUAAGAGUUCGAUCCAAGGUAUCCAGAACGCCAUGUUCGGCAUCUUCAUGCAGGCCGCUAUAUUCCCACCCCUAGUCAACCAAAUCAUGCCCCGCUUCACCUCCGCCCGCUCCCUCUACGAAGUCCGCGAGCGCCCCUCAAAAGCCUACUCCUGGAUCGCCUUCCUCAUCUCCACCAUCACCGUCGAAAUCCCCUACCAAAUCCUCAUCGCCGUCAUCGUCUUCGGCGGCUUCACAUACCCCGUGCUCGGCAUCCUGUCGUCCGCCCGCCAAGGCCUCAUCCUGCUCUACUUCAUCCAGUUCUUCGUCUGGCUCAGCACAUUCGCGCACAUGGUCGUCGCCGCGCUCCCUGACGCCGAAACAGCGGCCGAAGUUGCGAUUAUCCUGUUCAUCUUGAGUCUCGUGUUCAGCGGCCCGUUGCAGCCGCCGAACCAACUGCCCGGGUUUUGGCACUGGCUGUGGCGCGCGAGCCCGCUUACGUACUGGAUUUCGGGCAUUGUGUCGACGGGUAUGAGUGGGAGGCGCGUAGAGUGUGCGGGGGAAGAGUUGUCUGUUUUUGACCCGCCGACGGGGUUGAAUUGCUCUGUGUAUCUGGAGACUUACCUUAAUAACUUGCAUGCACCUGGCUACCUCCUCAACCCCACCGCCACAGCGCAAUGCGAAUACUGCCCGCUCAGCCUCGUGGACCAGUACCUCUCCGAGUCGAAGAUAUACUACGGCGACCGGUGGCGCAACUUCGGCCUGCUGUUCGUGUACAUUGGGUUUAAUGUUCUGAUGACCGUCGUGCUGUAUUACCUUUUCCGGGUUCGGCGGUGGAAUUUAAGGGCGCUGGUUAGAGAGAGAGUUAGACGGACUUGAUGGCGGGGG